GUUUCCAAAUGUUUCAAAACCAGUUGCUCACAGCAACCUAGAGUAUGAAAAGGCGUGCCUAUUGUUUACCAUGGCGUCUAUUUACAGCACGUUGGGAUGCCAAGAAAAUAGAGUAUCAACAGAAGGCAUCCGAAAGACGUGUAAUUACUUUCAGGCAUGGAAAUAUUUCUUUUUUAGCAUGCUGCAGGGUGCUUCCGAUACAUUGAACGGGAACUCAUGCCAAAUUUGAGACCCGAUCUGAGCUCGAAUAUGUUGGAUGCCUUGACUUCGCUGAUGCUGGCACAAGCUCAAGAAGCCGUUUGGCAUAAAGCCAUUAUGGAACAUAUGAAAUCCGGCACCGUCGCCCGUUUGGCAAUCAAAGUGGCGGAUUACUACAGCAGCGUCCUCAGUGACAAAUCUGUAUGCGAACUACUUCCUUCCUCUUGGCAUACUUACAUCCGCAUCAAAGCAGCUUACUAUACUGCCACAUCGCAGUAUAAUAAAGCAAACGAAUGCAUAUCCCUCUCCCGCUACGGCGAAGAAAUCGCUCGUUUACGGCUCGCCGCGUCUUUCAACCGUCAGGCGUUGGAAGCGAUCGAAUCGGGUUCCAGCUUUCUUCGCGGCAGUCUAUCCAUCAACGCGACGCUUGUGAACAAAGUCGAAACGCUCGAAAAAUCCAUCCACGCCGACCUGCUACGAGCUGAAAAGGACAAUGAUCUGGUGUAUAUGGAAACAGUACCGCAAGUUAGCCUGUUACCUCCUAUUCUCAGAUCAGAUAUGGUGAAACCCGUCAUGCCAUCUGCCAUUACCAAUCCUACACAAUACAUCAAAUCCUCAGCAGGCGAAUUCAAUCGUCCCUUGUUCGAGAGUCUCGUACCUCUCGCUGUGCAUCAAGCAGCCAGUGUUUACGCCGAUCAAAAAGAGCAGAUCAUGGACGUGGAUAUUGCCGGCAAAUAUCAAGUUAUACAGCGGGAUUAUGAAAGUUUGAUGCAAUCACUGGAUCUUCCACGAGCGCUGGAUAUUGUCGAUCCCAAUGUAUUACCCACUUCCUUGGUCCUCUGCAACGAAGAAGUUCAACAUGGAGGCGGGAUUCGGGCUAUUCGAGACAUGAUCAACAAUGUGCAAACCAUGUCGUUAAAGGCAGCAGAUAUUGUUGACGAAGGAUUUGAUGCUAUUGAAGAAGAGAAUAAUCAUGAUGAAAUUCUGCGACGACAGUACGGUAACUUGUGGACGCGACCUCCAUCUCAGCUAUUGACCAAGGCCCUAUUAACGGAAGGCUCAAAGCACCACGACACCAUUCAAGCGGCCCAAAAGGCGGAUCGCAUCGUGCGCGCGAAGCUUGGAAGCUGGAGUCGACCUAUUGAAAUGUUAUCACGACCGGUCGAAGAGAUGAAAGACAGUUUACCCUCCAUUGUCAGCGACGAGUCACACUAUACCCAGUUGCAAAAUCUCAUCGAUCGCUUGCGCAAAUUAAUACAAGAAAGUGAAGAUGCAGCAAAAUUCCGGCAACAUCUGGUGGAAGAUGCUCGUAAGUUGGCGGCAGAAGAUGAUAUUUCGGAAGCAUUGCUGGCGAAAGCUUCAGAACUUACGGGAGGCAUUCCGACCGUCAAGAUCGAACCGGAACAGUUUAAGGGUGUUUUCACUCAAGAACUUAAAAAGUACGGCAAGUUCCAGCUGGAUAUGAAUACAUCGGUGGAUGCGCAAGUAGAUCGAUUGGAAACCAUGCAGCAAGUCUAUGAAGAAUUCGCCAUGAUUGUUCGGUCUAGCGACGGCGCAGCCAAACGACAGAAAGCGAUUCAAAACUUAGAAAUGGGAUUUGACAAAUUUAAAGAGAUCCGAACCAAUCUAGUAGAGGGUAUUAAUUUUUACUCAAAGUACAUGGAUACGUUGACGAAAUUCAAGAACAGUUGUGUGGACUUUGCCAUGGCCAGAAGAAUGGAAGCUUCCGAGCUCGCACGUUGAAGGAUGGAGUGGGGUAUGGUCCCGUAUGCACCACUUUCGCUAUCACAUAUAUAAAUCAAGACACAUACAUCUAUCAAAAUAAUACAUCGUGAUUCCCUGCUUAUCAACAAAUGAUCUUUCAAAACUAUUAAUAUGAACUGACAUUCAGUAAAUAAAAACUUUCCGUUGGCAAGGCCAUAGCAUCGCUAAAUUGUUGUUUCAUUUCACAAGCACGUGCCACACGACCGAAAAAACAACAGUUUGUAUCUAAGCAAAAAACAGCAUCUAGUUUUGAUGCAUUAUUUCUUAUCGAUGAUAACAUGUUAAUUGCUUUGUGUGCAGAGACAGUGGGAGUAAAAUAGAUGGAUUGUGUUUCCAAAUGGAAAUCACCCAAGAGCGGCAUUUCAAG
Messenger RNA from Radiomyces spectabilis, 2329 nucleotides. Its product is annotated as ALIX V-shaped domain binding to HIV-domain-containing protein. Gene Ontology annotation, molecular function: protein binding. Gene Ontology annotation, cellular component: endosome. The transcript has 6 exons. The coding region runs from base 217 to 1941 and encodes 574 amino acids. NCBI's taxonomy places the organism in Eukaryota, Fungi, Mucoromycota, Mucoromycetes, Mucorales, Radiomycetaceae. The record is from RefSeq and is a predicted model, not a curated record.